Messenger RNA from Setaria italica (foxtail millet), 2727 nucleotides. RefSeq names its product probable inactive receptor kinase At2g26730. Lineage: Eukaryota; Viridiplantae; Streptophyta; Magnoliopsida; Poales; Poaceae. The record is from RefSeq and is a predicted model, not a curated record. Gene Ontology annotation, molecular function: ATP binding; protein kinase activity; protein binding. Bases 398 to 2470 code for a protein of 690 amino acids. Gene Ontology annotation, biological process: protein phosphorylation. The transcript has 2 exons.
UCCCUGUCGAUCUUCAUAAAACAAUAUUUUCAGCGACGGCGACACGUCCGUCACCAGGAGCGCCGGACUCGUUCGUGCCGUCCCCACGGGGCUGCCGGCCGGCGCACACGGACGGCGGCGUCUGCCCGGCACCUGGCGCGCCUCCAACGCUGCCGUUUGACCUCACCUCCCUGUCCCCUGCGAUGCCCGGCCGCGGCACGCGCACAAGUUCCUCCUGGCGCUUAAUUCCCCUGCUUCGUGCCCUCCGCCCUCUCGUCCACUUCGAACGAUGCGGCUGGCGCGCGCGUGUGGCCGCUUCAAACUCCUGCGGCCAUCUUAACCUCUCUUGCCAUCCCCAGCUCGUAGCUCGUAGCACUGGUCAGCUCUGGGCACUUCUCGGUGCUCCUGAGCUGUGUUCAUGGCGAAGCUUCUCCCUGCACUAGCUGCAGCACUAGUAGCUCUGCUUGCGGGUUGCUCUUGUGGGGUGCGAGGUGGCGAAUCGCCUGAAGCGAGGGAGUCCCUCGUCCAAUUCCUUACAGCGCUCGCCGGCGGCGACGGGCAGGCGGCCCUCAGGCUGGGGUGGGACGCGUCGGUCGAUCCGUGCGCCGGCACCGACUCAUCGUGGGGCGACACCAUCAAGUGCUUCGAGAACAAAAGCGAAAACGUCGGGAAGAUCAAGAAGAUCGUGCUAGAUGGCAAGGGCCUGAGCGGGACCAUCGACGCGGCCCUGCUCUGCGCGGCGCCGGCGGUCCGCGUGGUGCAGUUGCCGGACAACAGCCUUCGCGGCGGCGUCCCCGCGGGCAUCUCCGCCUGCUCGGGCCUCACCCAGCUGAUCGUCAGCGGCAACCAGCUCUCCGGCAGCUUGCCGCCGUCCCUCGCCCAGCUCGGGAAGCUCGAGGUUCUGGACGUCUCCAGAAACAACUUCUCCGGCGAGAUCCCCGGCGGCCUUAGCAAGCUUGGCGAGCUAGUGAGGUUCGUGGCGAACGACAACCAUUUCAACGGCACCAUCCCGGACUUCGACCUCGACAAAUUCCAGAACUUCACCGUGUCUACCAACAACAUCACCGGGCCAAUUCCCAAGAACGCUGAAAGAUUCGGCAAUGACAGCUUCUGGCCUAACGCCGCCGGCAUGUGUGGUCGGCCGUUCUUCGAUCCUUGCCCGUCGUCCCCGACGACGGCUCCGUUCAACUCGCCGUCGCCAAGCUCCGUCUCCGAGGACGAGGACGGGCAAGGGGAGGACAACCACAAAAAAAGAACGGUGCCCAAGAUCGUGAUGUACCUCGGGUACGUCCUCCUCGGCGCCGCCAUACUGGCCUUCGUCCUGUACAAGAUCUGCUCCAAGAAGAAGCGGAGCAAGCUGGGGCGCAAGUCCAAGCCCGGCGGCGGCAGGGGCGUGUACGACAGCAGCAGGCUGACGACAACCACGACCACGACGUCGGUGAGCCCGAGCAAGUCGGCCUACUCGCUGCCGACGUCGGUCGAGCAGAGCGCGGCGGGCGCGCCGCCGUCGGCGUCGCUGGUGGUGCUGCGGCGGUCGGGCACGGCGUCGAUCACGUCGAACGCCGCGGCGGCGGCGGCGAAGGAGCUGCGGUUCGAGGACCUGCUCAAGUCCCCCGCGGAGCUGCUGGGGCGGGGGCGGUUCGGGAGCUCGUACAAGGUGGUGGUGCCGAACGGCGCAGCGCUGGCGGUGAAGCGGGUGAAGGACGCGGCGGUGGAUGAGGAGGCGUUCCGCCGGCGGAUGGAGCGGGUGGCGAGCGCCAAGCACCCCGCCGUGCUGCCGCCGCUGGCGUUCUACUGCGCCAUGCAGGAGAAGCUGGUGGUCUACGAGUUCCAGAGCAACGGCAGCCUCGCCAAGCUCCUGCACGGCUCCAUAGAGAGCAGCCAGGGUCCCCUGGACUGGCCGGCGCGCCUGCACAUCGCCGCCAAGGUCGCCGACGGCAUGGCGUUCAUGCACACCGCCCUGGGCCGCUACGGCGCGAGCUCCAACUCCUCCACGUCGGGCGAGGAGGCGGCGGCCGACGGGCCCAUCGCCCACGGCAACCUCAAGGCCUCCAACGUCCUCUUCACAGCCGGCAUGGAUCCGUGCAUCAGCGAGUACGGCGUCACCGCGGCGGCCCCGCCCGCCAGCCGCAGCGCCAGCGCCGGCGCCGCCGCGGCCGCUCUCCGCGCCGACGUGCGCGCGUUCGGCGUGCUGCUGCUGGAGCUGCUGACGGGGAAGGCGACGUCGGAGCGGGGCGACGGCGCGGAGCUGGCGCGGUGGGUGACCUCGGUGAUCCGGGAGGAGUGGACCGCCGAGGUGUUCGACCGCGCGCUGCUCGCCGGCGGCGGCGACGGCUCCAGCGAGCAGCGCAUGUUGCGGCUACUGCAGGUGGCCAUGCGGUGCGUCGACGCCUCCCCCGGCUCGGCUCCGCCGCCGACCAUGCGGGAGGCCGCCAGCAUGAUCAACGCCAUCCGCGAAGAGGACGACAGGUCCUUCUCCUUGGAAGCGUGACAGGAUUGACCAGAGCUCUGAUGGUAUUAUACAUAAACAUGUUUAAUUAUUCACAAAAAAGCCUGUUAAAUCAGUUGAAAUUUCAGUAUGUAGCACGUACGACGAUGAUGCAUCUGAGCAUAUAAACACUUUGUAACUAUUGUUGAUUAGCCCAGAGGAUUAUUGUAUUGAUUUCGCUGAUGGAACUUAGGGUGUGUUUGGUUGCAUGCACCAUAUGAUGCAUGCAUGGAUGAUUCUGGAUGGGAUGGUUCAACCAA